CCUGGCGCAGCGCGGAGCCCUUGGCCAUGACCUCGCGCGCCCACUAGCAUGCCUGCAUGGUUCAAGAAGGCGUGGUACGGGCUGGCGUCUGUGCUCAGCUUCUGCUCCUUCGUCCUCAUCAUCGUCGCCUUGGCCGUGCCCCACUGGCUCAGCGGGAAGAUCCUCUGUCAGACCGGAGUGGACCUGGUCAACGCCACGGACUCGGAGCUGGUCAACUUCCUCGGGGACAUUUACUACGGGCUCUUCAGCGGCUGUAAGGUGCGGCAGUGCGGGCUCGGGGGCCGCCAGUCCCGGUUCACUAUCUUCCCACACCUGGUGAAGGAGCUGAACGCAGGCCUCCACGUGACAAUCCUACUGCUGCUCUUCCUGGCCUUGGCUUUGGCCCUGGUCAGCAUGGGAUUCGCCAUUCUCAACAUGAUCCAGGUCCCGUACCGGGCGGUCAAUGGUCCCGGCGGCAUCUGCCUGUGGAAUGUUCUUGCAGGUGGCGUCGUGGCAUUAGCCAUCACCAGCUUCAUGGCGGAGGUGAAAUUUCAUGACCUGACCGCCCGCAUCGCCAACUUCCAGGAGAAGCUCUUCCAGUUCGUGGUGGUGGAGGAGCGUUAUGAAGAGUCCUUCUGGAUCUGCGUGGCCAGCGCCUCGGCCCACGCCGCAAACCUGGUGGUGGUGGCCAUCAGUCAGAUUCCCCUCCCUGAGAUUCAGACCAAAAUAGAAGAGGCAACGGUCACAGCAGAGGACAUCCUGUAUUAG
Molecule: messenger RNA, 747 nt
Organism: Elephantulus edwardii (Cape elephant shrew)
Lineage: Eukaryota; Metazoa; Chordata; Mammalia; Macroscelidea; Macroscelididae
Gene: CLRN2
Product: clarin 2
Exons: 3
Coding region: 49-747 (232 amino acids)
Source: RefSeq, a predicted model, not a curated record